AUGUCGAUCUUUCGCAAUAAGUUAAUUUUAGGCGGCAGUGCAAUCGGCACCCUUUUUGGCGGAGUCAUUUUGUUGAAAGACCGUAUGCAGGGUGCUACCUUCGAAAAGAAUAUACGAGCUGAUGGGAAGGUGAUCAUCGUCACCGGUGCAAAUACCGGCAUCGGCAAGGAAACGGCUUAUUACUUAGCUCGUCGCGGUGCACAUGUGUACAUGGCGUGUCGGGAUAUGCAAAAAUGCGAACAAGCUCGAGAGGAGAUUGUGCUGGAUACGAGAAACCCACAUGUUUUCUGUCGCGAGUGUGACCUAUCAUCAAUGCAAUCGAUCCGACAGUUUGUGAAACAAUUCAAAGCGGAACAGCAACGGCUGGACAUUCUCAUCAACAAUGCGGGAGUGAUGCGUUGCCCACGCACGCUCACAAAAGAAGGCAUCGAGCUGCAGCUUGGCGUUAAUCAUAUGGGACAUUUUUUGCUCACUAACUUGCUGCUGGAUACGCUUAAGCUGAGUGCACCCAGUCGUGUUGUGGUCGUGUCCAGCUUGGCCCACACACGUGGACAAAUAGCGCUGGACGAUUUGAACAGCGCCAAGUCGUAUGAUGAAGCAAAGGCUUACGAACAAAGCAAACUCGCGAAUGUGCUGUUCAUGCGCGAGCUGGCCCGUCGUCUCGAAGGUACGGGUGUGACGGUGAACGCACUUCAUCCGGGCAUCGUCGAUACGGAGCUGAUGCGUCAUAUGGGCAUUUUUAAUAGCUGGUUUUCCGGCCUGUUUGUACGACCGUUUGUGUGGCCCUUCUUGAAAUCGCCACUGUACGGCGCACAAACGACACUCUAUGCGGCGCUCGAUCCGGAUCUGGAGAAAAUUAGCGGACAGUACUUUAGCGAAUGUGCACCGAAGGAUGUGGCCGAACAGGCAAAGGACGAUCGUGUUGCGAAGUGGUUGUGGGCAGUGAGCGAGAAGUGGACUGGUACGCUAACGGGAACGGCAGCUGUUUCCUGA
Anopheles marshallii is the source of this 993-nucleotide messenger RNA. Its product is annotated as retinol dehydrogenase 13-like. Lineage: Eukaryota; Metazoa; Arthropoda; Insecta; Diptera; Culicidae. The transcript has 3 exons. The coding region runs from base 1 to 993 and encodes 330 amino acids. The record is from RefSeq and is a predicted model, not a curated record.